CUCACACGUAGGCUUGGUUAUGUGCAUCGUGUCGUUAUCCACAAGUAGCAUUUCGUCCACUCAACAACAGGAGUUCACGGCGAGACUAAUUUAGGGACGAGCCAAUGAGAAGCGUUUGAGCAAUUUCAAGGUCACGGAGCCAAGUUCAAUACGCGCUACUAACAUACGAUCGGUUCACAGCGGAUUUUAGAGAAUAAUGAUGGGUUUCAGCGCAUUUGAACGCAGAUCUUGCUAUCCAGAUCGAAAGUGAAGUUCAUGGAGGAGGAAUUUUCUGCAACUAUCAAGGAAUAUCAAACGGUUUUAGAGUCAGUGGAUAAAAAACUUACAUCAGUCAUUACUAACGAUCGAUUUCUUAAUGACCUUAUUCCGAAGUCCGAUCACGAAGGUGAAUUCGUAAACCUGCCAAUAAACAGAGAAGUGAUGAAUGCUAUAGAAAUUCACUUUGGGCGAGUAAGUCCUGUUUCUGUAGCAUACCUGUUUUACCACAAAAUAACAGCCUCAAACAUUAAUAUGUAUUUCAGUAUUUUCGUUAAGCUUGAUCUACAUAUUCUGCUAGUCUAUUCGUGAGAUUUGAGACGACAAGGAAAAGUGAUUCUGACUGAGGAUCCAUCAGAUUUCCAAUGGUUUAAAUACAUAAUGAAUGGCUCACUAUGUGUAUGUUUGGGGAGGGUGGUUAUCUGGGCUAUGCGUCUAACGUUGUUGAGAGGAGAUGGUGUAAGACUACCUAUGGUAGUUCCUGUUGAUGCUCGUGUUUUGGAAUUGCGAUGGGCAGUACAAGAUGCAGUUACUUCGUACAUGAACUAUCUCCACAGUGCAUCAAAUUUACCAAAAGAUAUUCCUUCGAAGUCGAUUAGCUGGCGUAAUUUGUGGAAAACGAAAUGUCUAGCUCUAGUGAACCCACAUAGUUUGUGUUCAUCAGAAGGUCUUCCGUCUAUCAGUGCUAGACUAGAUGUAUUAACUAAUAAGUUAUCAUAUUAUCAAAUUCGUAAUGGUGCAGUGAUCACUUUUGCUCCUCAGCUUAAGCGAAAAUGAACAUUAAUGUGUUUUUACUACUUCACUAAACUAUAUUUAAGUUUUCCUCUUUUGCGAUCUCAUUGCUUUUACUUAUCAAAUAAAGUAGUCAUAAGUUAUUUUUGACGUCCUCUGUCAUCACUCCUAUUAUUUUUGCUAAAUUAAUACGUCUAUUAAGCGUUAACCAAUUCAUUUAACUAUCAAGGCAACUGAGGGAUUCUUUGGUGGACAUACUCAACUAAGGAGUUUACAGAAAAACGCUUGUUAAACCUGAGCUUUGACAGUAAGUCCAUAUCGGCUCUUGACGUGUCUAAAUGUGGAAGGUUUGAACAAGUCAGCUGAUAUAUUAAAUCACUGGAAAUAAACCUUUGGUCUGGGGGUUAUGUUGUAAUUCGAUAUGAUGAUGUGGAUAAAGUCGAAGCUUGACUGAUUUUAACUAAAAGCACCACUCGAAUGACGAAGAUCCACUUUACAAAAUAUACCGGGAUUGACAGUUCUACAGCUUACCAGAUAAGAUAUUAGUUACAAACUAAUUCAAUCAUCUGAAUAAAGGAGUAUCAAGUCAAAUCAAUAGAUUGACGGAAAUUGGUGUUUCUUAAUUCCAGCGUCGGACUAAAACUAUUGGGAAACUGAAAUGGUCUAUUUGAAACUAAUGUAUAUUUAGAUACAUCUAAAUCUGCCACUUGAUAGAUCCAUAAGACUGGAAUCACCCUUAGACUUAAAUGCUCCUGACAAGUUUUCAUCAAGUACAUUUUAUAUAAUUAAAAUAGCCCAUAGUGUCAUUGAAUAAGAAAAAGAGAAUUCAGCGAAGAAAAUUUUCUUUUCGACGAAAUCAUUUACUUAAGCUGUACAUUCGUAUAUAUAGUUAUAUGGAAAAUGUAUGUCUAUAGAAGGAUAGAAAGGAUUGUAUCACGAAAAAUGGAUUCGACAAUAAAUAACAAAUGAGGUUAACGUACUAAUCAAGGGGUAAGGAAGAACAAAAUUUAAGGGUCAGAUAAUAGUCCAAUUGACAGAUUGACAGAUAUGAAGAAAAACGACAAAACAACAACCCCUUGAUUAGUACGUUAACCUCAUUUGUUAUUUAUUGUCGAAUCCAUUUUUCGUGAUACAAUCCUUUCUAUCCUUCUAUAGACAUACAUUUUCCAUAUAACUAUAUAUACGAAUGUACAUUUUAUAUGCCAACACAUGAUGGUAAUGCAAAGUAAUUUGGCUUUAAUGAAACAGUGAAUAAUCUAAUCACGAAUAGUAACUAGAAUCGACUGCAUUAACCAUUGCUGUAUUUUCAAGAACAGAGUUUGGCUUUUUUUAAAGUGUAUUUCGGAGUUCAGUUCAACUAUUUACAAAUUUAACAUUUUGUGAAGCAACGUAAUAUGAAUAAUAACUAUUGUAACCAUAAUUUUGACAACAAUCAAAAUAAAUGAAUUAUAGUGAAUAAGUGUGUAAAACAAUGUGGUUUUGUU
This is a messenger RNA of Schistosoma guineensis, 2471 nucleotides long. The record is from the annotation of a GenBank genome assembly. Lineage: Eukaryota; Metazoa; Platyhelminthes; Trematoda; Strigeidida; Schistosomatidae.